Messenger RNA from Lingula anatina, 5070 nucleotides. Its product is annotated as endothelin-converting enzyme homolog. The record is from RefSeq and is a predicted model, not a curated record. Gene Ontology annotation, molecular function: metalloendopeptidase activity. Lineage: Eukaryota; Metazoa; Brachiopoda; Lingulata; Lingulida; Lingulidae. Gene Ontology annotation, biological process: protein processing. Gene Ontology annotation, cellular component: plasma membrane.
UAGGCUGUGUCUCCUCUUGGACGGUAUCGCCAUCUGGGACCACCGAUUGUAAACAAAACAAUGGCGAACUGCGAGGCAGAGGCAGCCAACUCUUCAGAGAGCUGGUAAAAGAAUUCAUGCUCCUUUCUCUCAACUUUGACAAUCAGUACAGGGAGCAAUGGCCAAGGUCUCAACUCUGGGGAUUCCUCUACAUCCGAUGUCGAACCCCAAAUAUGAGAGACAGGUGGACGACGAGGAAGGCUCCGGGUCGAGCGCCAGCCCUACAGACACUCCCAUGGGGGAAAGCAACGCACAUGACGGACACACGCGAUUUCCAACGCUACACUACAAGGCGGGCUACGCCAUCUGUGGACGCUUCACGCGACUGGAGCAGUUUCUGGGUCUGCUGAGUAUAUUCUUGGCGCUACUCGUUAUCAUAUUCAUCUCUAUACUGGCGUCGCGCCAUGAUGAGCGGGCACCCUCGCCGCGAGUUGUACCACCUGCCACCACUCCCCCAGCCACAGAAGACAAGUGUGUCACUCCAGCAUGUGUCACCGUCGCGAGCUCUGUCAUCAAUGCCAUGGAUCUCAGCGUGGACCCCUGUGAGGAUUUCUACACCUAUGUAUGUGGGGGGUGGAUAAAGAAACAUCCCAUACCCUCAGGUCACUCCCACUGGGGGACAUUUGGGGUGCUAUGGCAACAGAACCAGCUCGCAAUGAAAAAUGCUUUAGACGCACAAGAAAAGUUCGACAGUGUGUCAGAACAAAAAGCCAAAACCUACUACCUGUCCUGCAUGGACACCAACAAGACAAUUGAGAAGUUAGGAUCUCAGCCAUUGCUUGACCUCCUACACGACCUUGACCUAGAUAACCUGACAGCGCAGACGGACUAUAACCGUGUCCUGAAUACGGUCCAGGCAUACAAUAUUGAUGUACUGCUGGCUAUCUGGGUGGGGGAAGACGAGAGGAAUUCUCAGCAAAAUAUCCUACAGGUUGAUCAGAGUGGCCUGGGGCUUCCUGACAGGGAUUAUUACCUGAAUAAAACAAUAGAGGAAGACAAGGUGCUGGGGGCCUACCUGGAGUACAUGGGAGAAUUGGGGGCACUGCUUGGCUGGGACAAAAAUGACACUCUGGACAUGGGCAGAAAGAUUAUAGAGUUUGAAACACGGCUGGCAAAUAUAACAAUUCCAGCAGAUGAGAGGAGAGAUGAGGAGAAAAACUACCACAAGAUGUCACUAGCGGAGCUCCAGCAGCUGGCACCAGUGAUCAACUGGCUGGGUUAUUUCAACACUAUAUUGAAAGUCAGCAACAUCACAGUGACCUCUAGUGAGAAGUUGGUGGUAUAUGCCCCAGAAUUCCUAGGAAACAUGUCUGCCCUCGUACUCAACAUGACUUCUACAGAGGAGGGAAAAAUGACUCUUCUGCACUACAUGAGAUGGCACAUAGUCAAGGCGUUCGCACCGUAUCUGUCCAAGGAAUUUGUUACCAUCGAGAAAAACUUUGCACAGGCAUUAUCAGGCUCGUCAGGCCGGGAGGAGGUAUGGCGGUACUGCAUUACAGAUACCAACGGGAAGCUUGGCUUCGCUUUAGGAGCAUUGUUUGUCAAGUCAGAAUUCAAAGGAGAUAAUAAGGAAAAGGCCGAGCAAAUGAUACAAGAAGUGCGGAAUGCAUUCAAACGAAACCUGCUGAAGUUGACGUGGAUGGACGAAGAGACAAAAAAGGCCGCCAUUGAUAAGGCAGACGCCAUAGUUGAUAUGAUUGGAUUUCCCUCCUUCAUACUGAACAAGACUGCCCUUGAUGAACGCUAUGCUGAGUUUCCUGUGACAGUGGAUGGUUACUUCAGUAAUAACAUUAACUCUGUGAAGUAUGCUGUGAAGAGAAAUAUCGACAAACUGAAAAGGAAACCAGACAAAAACAGCUGGGACAUGACUCCUCCCACUAUCAAUGCCUACUACUCCCCCACCAAGAAUGAGAUUGUCUUCCCUGCUGGAAUAUUACAGGCUCCCUUCUAUGACCAGACCUUUCCCAAGUCAUUGAACUAUGGUGCUAUGGGGGUAGUGAUGGGACAUGAACUGACACAUGGUUUUGAUGACCAAGGUCGUGAGUUUGACAAAUAUGGCAACCUUCACCCCUGGUGGAACAAUGCUUCUGUGGCCAAGUUUAAGGAACUGACCAAGUGCUUCAUUGACCAGUACAGCCAGUACAAACUUAAUGGGGAAAAGGUGAACGGAAAACAAACACUAGGUGAAAAUAUUGCAGACAAUGGAGGACUGAAGGCUGCUUACCAUGCAUAUGAACACUGGGUACAGCAUAAUGGGGAGGAGCAGCCGCUGCCAGGGACCAAUCUGACCCACAGACAGCUGUUCUUUGUUGGUUUCUCUCAGGUAUGGUGCUCAUCUCAGACCAAAGAGGAAGAUAAGUUACAGUUGGCCACAGAUCCCCAUAGUCCUGGAAAAUACAGAGUGAUAGGGACAUUAUCCAACUCGGUGGAAUUUGCUCAACAAUUCCAGUGCAAACCUGGCAGCCCCAUGAACCCUGCAGUACAGAAGAAAUGCGUCAUUUGGUGAUCAGCAUCGACAGCAUUUAGAAUACUUUGUCACUUUUUCUGGUGGGAAUUCAGUUGGUGACUGUGGUAGUAUUAACACUCAUUGAGAGCAAAAAUAGGGGAAGUUUCAUUUUGUUGCCAUAGCAACACCAUAUAUAAAGGAAUGCCUGAAGGCAAGUAUAUAAUAUGGUGGUUGUCAUGGUAACACCAUAUAUGGAAUAUCUGCACCACCAAAUGUGACAUUUUGUGAUGGGUUAAAUAUGUAUUCCAAGUUGUCUGCACAAUGGAUAAGUCUUCAGGCACUGUUAUGUCCUUACAAUAUUUAUAAUUCAUAUCAUCUAUUGGACCUGUAUAUGGAUAAGAAUUUUCAGCAGUGUACCAUCAGUAAUUCAUUUAAGCCCUAUUCAUGUGCCCUAAGUUGCCAUGACAAUAUGCAGAUGAGUUCCUUAUAAGGGCAUAUAAGUGAUCGCAUAUGUUCAUGUAAAACUUACUUCUCAGUGGAAAGGUGAUAUGAUAUAUGUAUACAACUGAGGUCAAGAUAUCAUCAGCACAAUUUGUUGUUUCUUCCAACCACAAACAGGUUCAAUUUCUAAAUUAUUCUCCAUAUUAUAUUCCUUUUUUUAAUGUCCAUGACACAAUUUUACUAAGAGUUGGAGAUGAAAGUCUUCUGGAUUAAUUUGGGUAUAUGAUUGCCCCUUCCACCAAACACCUCAUUCAGUACUUGCAUUUUCAGUUUUUUAAAGUCCAAUUUCAUCUAUCUUUUUUGUUAAAUUCAAAUUUUAAAGCAGCUGGCUGCAGUAGCAUGGCACAACCUACAACCUGACCUGACAGAUAAAAUAAAAUAGCUUCAUUGUAUUUUAAAUAGUAAAUUAAUUAGAAAAUUAAUCAGCAAAACCAGACAGCCUCAUUUUAUGUUUUAUUUUUGUAAGUGAAAUCAGAGUACUGGUGUUUGUUCCAUAAUUGCGUUUUCAUGUUACUCUCAGGAUUUCAGAGGAUCAAACUUUUCCUGUCAAUUUGAUGCCACAGAUUUUAUUUAUUGCUUGCUGUGUGAAAAGCUAUUACAGUAAACUUGAAAUGGUGCUUUAUUUUUGGUACUACAUAAAUAUGUUUUUUUGUUUUUGGUAACACUGAGAAGAACAAUUAUGAUACCUGAGUAUGUUUGUUUAGAAAUCUUGCAUAUCAUUAUUAUUCAAAAUGUAAUGUAUUUAAUCAUCUUGAAAAUAUGUGGUUAAAAGACUACGAUAAACUCUGGCAUUGAUUGUUAUCUACGAUGUUAAACUUAAGUUUUUAUUGUUGUAUUUCAAAAGUGCUAUUUAAAAAAUUAAUAAUUUGGCUGCAUAAUGGGAUUGGAUAUAUUGUAAUUGCAUGGAACAGGGGAUUAUUAGAAAAAGACUAUCAAGUUAUUAUAAGUCAUAUUUCUUCUACAUUUGUAGAUGGUUAUAUUUUUGUGAAAGUAAACCUUCCCUUACUCAUGGAAAAGCUAGUCCAAAAUCAAAGAACUGAACUUAAUGAAGUGUGUUACGGAGUUUGUAGAAUAUUUUACUUUACUUUUUUUGUCUAAGCUGGGUUUUUGAUUAUGUAUGUAUAUUUAUUGGAUUUUACCAUGAUAUAUAUAUAUAAGUGUGCAUGUGUUUAUUAUAGUAUAUUUACAAUUCUUAAAAGCUUCAAAUAUUUCUUUAUAAGUAAAACUUUUUGUUGAAACGUGACAACAGUAAACUACAAUACUUACACCCCACUUUACACUGAUUAAGUUACUUUUCUGGCAUCAGGAAUAUACUGGUACAGGGCUUUAAGAUUUGUUUGCCGUUUCUACCAAAGACCAUAUCAUUGUGAAUGUAUUUUUUGUAGUAUAUUCAUAUUCUAAGAAUAUAUGAUAAGGGAAAUAUGUGUUCUAUAAAGAUAUUUGAAAAUAUUAUAACUGUACAAUACUUGGCAUGAUUAUUUUUAUCUAUUUAUUUUUAUUUUGUAUCAUUACCUAAUGUGAUGUGGGUUAGAGAAACUUGAAGCUCCUCUGAUGUUUUCACGAGCUCACAUCCCCCUCAUAUAUUGAGGUUUUAUGUUGCACUGCCUUAGUAUGCUUAAUGUGAACUGACUUAGCAAACAAGCCAAGCAGUGCCACAUUUUACCCAUAUAAAUAGGGUGGCAUAUUGAGACAAAAGCUAGUCAUGAGAAGUAAGAAGACUCAACAGCAGUCUGUAUAUCAGAUUCAGCUGGCAGGCCAGAUAUUUGAAUUCCCUCAAAAAUUUCCCAUUACUAUACAAAAUAACUAUUUGCAUUCUUGACUCAUUAUUAUUAUCGUUAUAAUUAUUAUUAUGAUAUUAAAUUUAGGUCAAGAAUUUUACACUUCAGUGUUCUAAUUGAAAGAUGAGAGGUGACAGAUUUUUGUGAAAAAAUCACCAUACUCCAUAAACACAUAUAUGUAGAUGUGCAGUGCAUAUAGAAACAAAAUAGUUGACAGAUAUCUCUUCAGCUCUCUGGAUUUUGUGUUAGUGAUGGAUAUUUGUAUUAUAUAUAAUAUAUGAAUGAAUAUAAUAUGUAUACAUGAAA